AUCCAAUGAAAUAAUCCGGUUCUUCAAUACACGGCAAACUAUGGAGAAUGUUAACUUCCGGACAUUUCAGAUUCAAUUCACUUGCAUCCUAUCUUAUUUCUACCAAAACAUUGGGAGUGUAUUAGCAGGUGUAAUGUAAAAGGAAUUACCAGGACAAUGACGUCGAGGUGGUUUAGCUAAAGACAUGAAAGUUUUCGGACGAAGAUUUUCUGUUUUGAAACUCUCCUUUAUUGUGUUUAUUUUCUUUGCUGUUUCCACUGUACUAUUUAUAUAUUAUCUGGAUAUACUCAGGAGGCAAGCCGCAGUCAAUUUCAUAGAAAAUGUAGCGAAUUUAGUCCCCGAAGAAAGGAAAGAAAAACUCAUUAUAGUAAAUCAAGUCCCACCUUUUAUAAAAGCAAAAGAGCAAUUGUAUUACAUGGCUCUGGAAAACGCCAGAUUUAGAGAGCAGGAGAAACAGGGCUCUCUCGCUCCUAUCACUUCUAGGCCUGGUGAUGUUAAUUACAAUGUCCAUGUUUUUUACUACCCCUGGUAUGGAAAUCCGGAGCACGAUGGAAAGUACCACCACUGGAACCACCCGUAUCUUUCCCACUGGGACAAAGUGGAGGCAGCAAAGUGGCCAUCUGGAACACAUGUGCCCCCUGAUGACAUUGGAGCAAACUUCUAUCCUCAGCUGGGCCCUUACAGCUCAAGUGACCCUAAAGUGGUCGAGGACCAUAUGAAACAAAUCCAGUUGUCUGGAGCAGGGGUUUUAGCUGUGUCUUGGUAUCCUCCAAAAGAUGCAGACAAUGAGGGAACACCUUCAGACAAACUAAUUCCACUCAUUCUGGAUACGGCUAACAAAUAUAAUUUAAAGGUGGCAUUCCACAUAGAACCUUUUAAAGGCAGAAACCACAAAACCCUAAAAACUAACAUAGAGUAUAUAAUGGACACUUACGGAACACACCCAGCCUUUUACAAACACUAUGAUAGAGUAAAAAGGAAGCUUCUACCAGUUUAUUACAUAUAUGACUCAUAUCUCGUUAAAUCGUCCGAUUGGGCUGAGCUAUUCACAUCUGGUGGAUCAAUAUCCAUCAGAAACACGGAAUACGAUGGCAUUUUUCUUGGCCUUCUUGUGGAGAGACAGCACAAGGAGAAUGUCGCCAGUGCUGGGUUUGAUGGAUACUAUACUUACUUUGCCACAGAUGGAUUUACUUACGGCAGUACUUGGAAGUACUGGCGAGAGAUCAUGAAGUACGCCAGAGGGAGAAAGAUGCUGUUCAUUCCCAGUGUGGGGCCAGGGUAUAUUGACACCAGGGUAAGGCCAUGGAACGGCAAGAACACCCGAUCUCGAGAGGAUGGCCAGUAUUACAAGCACUCUCUACAGAGCGCAGUAGACGUUAACCCUUCCUUUAUAUCUGUUACGUCUUUCAAUGAGUGGCACGAGGGAACUCAGAUAGAAGCUGCCGUUCCGAAAGUUACAAGUGACUUUACUUACUCGGAUUACGGAUCUCAAGGACCGCAGUACUACCUUAAUAUUACAAGACAGCAUGUCUCAAAAUUCAAAAAGGACAAUUGAUUAUAUAUCUUGACUUUAUGUAUUGCAGAAUUAAAAGUCCCUGGUAUUUUA
Messenger RNA from Ostrea edulis (European flat oyster), 1606 nucleotides. Its product is annotated as glycoprotein endo-alpha-1,2-mannosidase-like. Gene Ontology annotation, molecular function: alpha-mannosidase activity. The record is from RefSeq and is a predicted model, not a curated record. The coding region runs from base 185 to 1555 and encodes 456 amino acids. Gene Ontology annotation, cellular component: Golgi apparatus. NCBI's taxonomy places the organism in Eukaryota, Metazoa, Mollusca, Bivalvia, Ostreida, Ostreidae. The transcript is spliced from 5 exons.